AUGCGUUAUAAGAGCAACAUCGGAAAGUUUCGGACACUGGAGUUCACAAUGAAAAGUUUCCUGCCGUCGGUAGUUUCUGUUCGCAGCAACGUCUGCACUGCACUGAGCGUGGAUCGCACCGUUGAGCAAGGAGCGAGUGGUGCCGAUGUCGUACUAGCCACCAUUGCCAAGAUUGAAAGUAGCAGAGUUUUCAAUUCCGACAAGCGACUACUGCGGAGGAUCGCGACGAGAGAACGACUGCCCACAUCGAGCGACGUCAGCCGUCAAGCUACCUUCUGGAGCAAGUAUUAUGGCACGGAAGGCAACGCCAAUAAGUUUAUUGCUGAUGUUCAACAGUUGAAAAUGGACGAAGGUUGCAACAUAAAAUCGGACGUUAUAUUUGUCCUCGAUUCCUCUGGAAGUAUAGGCAGAAGCAAUUAUGAAGAGGUUAAGCGUUUUGCACACGAUUUUGUCAAUGAACUUGAAAUUGGCCCAACAGAGAACCAGGUAGGAGUUGUAAUUUACAGCGAUAAUGGACAGACGGUGUUUUACUUAAACACUUACUCACGAAAAAGUGACAUUCUUGAAGCUAUUGAUGGAAUUUACUACUCUGGAAGAAAUACAAACACAGCUGAUGGACUUUGCCUAAUGCUGCGGGGUUUUAGUGAAGAGCACGGGGCACGACUGUCUGAAAGUAACGUGUUUCGCCUGGCUAUAGUUAUGACUGACGGACACUCAGCUGCUAUACCAGUUGAGUUUGGUGUCCUGAAUGGGACGCUAUCGAAGAAGGGAAGAGUUCGAUAUGAGCUGAAAGUGCCCCAAGACGGUGUCACUGUCAAACUGUGUGUAAACGGUUCCAUUGUCUACUAUGCAUCGCAGGCAGUCCCUAACCCUAAUGGAGCACUGAAUGACUACACUCAAACAGUUACUGGGACAGAUGCCUGCAAUGCUGCUUACAUUCGCCCAGUAUCAACUGAACAGCAGUCCCCCACACAGCAUCCUGGAGGCCAGACCAGUAGUGUUGAUGGAGGGUCCUCAGGUAAUACCAAUGUAACCUUCUAUUUGUCUCUGGAAGGAGUUCAAGAGAGAAAUCAGUUUGUAAUGGAGACUCUAAGGGGCGACCACACAGAGAAGGACCAGCCACAAGAUUGGCUAGUGGUGGUAGUAGCCACUAUGGUAACUGUGGGAGCUGUACUGUUGGUGGUUUUCAUUGUUGUUUUUCUGGUUGUCUUCUACUUCUGGAGGAGGAAACAGAUGCAAAAGGAUUGAACAGCCAACACAAAUGACUGUAGCCUCUAAGUUUUACAAAAACUGUCCUUGCUGCUUGCUUUAUAGUGCAUGCGCGUGUGAAUGACAUUGUCACCAGGAGUAUAAUUGGCUAUACAGGCUGCUUCCACUAUAAACCACCACACUA
Molecule: messenger RNA, 1393 nt
Organism: Geodia barretti
Lineage: Eukaryota; Metazoa; Porifera; Demospongiae; Tetractinellida; Geodiidae
Source: the annotation of a GenBank genome assembly